Molecule: messenger RNA, 690 nt
Organism: Westerdykella ornata
Lineage: Eukaryota; Fungi; Ascomycota; Dothideomycetes; Pleosporales; Sporormiaceae
Exons: 1
Coding region: 1-690 (229 amino acids)
Source: RefSeq, a predicted model, not a curated record
AUGACGCGCUCACUCGCGGUGCCGGCAGUGCCAGUCCGUGAGGAGCACAAGGCUCUCUUCGCGUCUAUCAACGCCUACGUUCACGACUACAUGUCCCAGCCCGGCCAUGACAAUUCUCACGACUAUCAUCACAUUCUACGCGUCCUUUCGAACGCCAACAUCCUUCUGAAAUCUGAGCUCGAUGCGAAUCCCAAGUCAGGUUUGGAUACAUCCGCUAUCUUCCUCGCUGCUCUCCUGCAUGAUGUUGGCGACCACAAGUACGCAAAGCCCGGCGAGGAUCCAGAGAACCAAGCUUUCAAUGCCCUGCGAGAACGUGGCGCUACGGAAGAACUAGCACGGAAAGUCCAAGUUCUGGUCAAGCAUGUCGGCUAUACGAACGAAGUGAGAAACCCUCAGUCUGUGGUAGAUGUAUUGUCCAAAUACCCGGAGCUGGCCAUUGUCCAAGAUGCAGACAGACUAGACGCUAUCGGUGCUGUAGGUGCUGCGCGCUGUUUCGCCUUCGGAGGCGCCAAAGGGAACGGGCGCACAUUGGCUGGCGGAAUUGAUCACUUUGAAGAGAAGUUGUACCGGUUGAAGGACAUGAUGAAGACGACUAAGGGGAAAGAGAUGGCUUUGUCUAGAACCAAGAUACUCGAGGAUCUGGCCGUCCAGUUCAAGAGAGAAUCAGAGCUAUCAUUUGCUCUGGACUGA